This is a messenger RNA of Cavia porcellus (domestic guinea pig), 2969 nucleotides long. RefSeq names its product phenylalanyl-tRNA synthetase 2, mitochondrial (gene Fars2). Gene Ontology annotation, molecular function: phenylalanine-tRNA ligase activity; ATP binding; tRNA binding. NCBI's taxonomy places the organism in Eukaryota, Metazoa, Chordata, Mammalia, Rodentia, Caviidae. Gene Ontology annotation, biological process: phenylalanyl-tRNA aminoacylation. The record is from RefSeq and is a predicted model, not a curated record. Bases 1215 to 2849 code for a protein of 544 amino acids. The transcript has 8 exons. Gene Ontology annotation, cellular component: mitochondrion; cytoplasm.
AAGCAACAACUAUAAAAAAUCUGUAAUACAGAUGAUCAGUAUGAGAGGACGAAAUACCAGGACCUAUGAGAGCAGAAACAAGGGUUCCCCAACCCAGACAGUAAGUCAAAAAUGUUUUUCAGGAGGCUGCCAUGAUGAGCAGGAGUUAAUCAGGUGAAAGGGUUGGGAGAGCUUUUCUUGGCUGAGGAAGCUACAUUAUUAGCACAGCUGUGUGCUGCUACAUGGCUGAUGUUUGAGGAGAGGUAUUUAUGGCAGAGGAAUAGGCUUAUCAAAUAUUUAGGAAAUAAAUUAUGAAGGCAAAACACUGUAGAUUUUUCGAGGGAGUUUUUAGUAACAAAGUGCCAUUGUGAGACAUCAUUUUGUCAGCCCGCGUUGCCGUGAAAGGUACAUGUGUCGGAUGCCAGUAGAGCACUGAAUUUGUGGUAGGUACUGGUAGGUGAGAAGUGAUGCAGGUCUGAACUAGGGACAGGGAGGAGAUGACAGUACACACACAUCCCGGAGAGACGUGGCUUUAGGAGCCACAAGGCCUGGCCACUGACUGGACAUGAGGGAUAAGAGAGGAGGAAGACAAGGAAUGCCUCCUAGACUUCAUGCUGGAGUAAUCAGGUGGCGGUUGAUAAUAGAUUUGGGAUGUUAAGAUGACCGAGGAACACCAUGAAGAGGAGUCCUGCCAACACCGAUGCGUGUGUGGACUGAGAUUCCUAGGGACUCUAGACGGGUAGAGACGGAGACGUUACGUUAACAUGCAGUCAGCAGCUGAAGCAAUUGUGUGUGUAGAUGGGACCAGAGAGGGUGUGAGAAGACGCAAAGACAGCACAGCCAAACUCUGGGCUCACUGACUGAUCGACUGAUCAGGGAUUUGAGUCCUUGAAGGAGACAGUUGGAGAGGUGACAAGGAGGCAGCAGGAGGGGCCAUUAAACACUGAGAGAAGGCACAGUUUCCAAGGGGAUGUGACUGCAAGUGCCACGUGGUGCAGCGUGCUCAGUAAGUCACGCUCUGAGUCUUUUGGACUGAGACCACAUAGGAGCCCUCCUGGGCUACUACAGGAAAUCGCUGCAGUCAGGAAGUGGGCUGGAACCCAGCAUUCUCUGGGCUUGCAGGUAGAUGGUUCAGAAGUUGAAGACAAGAAAUGUCUAAUGUUUAAAUCUCUGCCCUUGGGGAAGAGAGCUAAGGCUGUGAAGGAGCCACUGUGGCUGGAUGGGGUCGUAGGGGAAUGGUGGCUCUGGUUUUGGUGAGAGGGAGCUGGGUGUGUGCAUGUGUGGAGUUGCUGAGCCGGGAGAUGUGGCCUAGGCAAGAAGAAAGCUUUAAAGUGGCACAGGACGAAGCCGGAAGGUGGAUGCCAGUGUGGUUAACGUUGGAGAGGAAGAUGGGAUGGAAGAGAAAGGAGCCUGCACACUUUUCCACAGCAGCUGCAACAUUUUGCCUUCCCACUAGUAGUGCAGCAGGUUCCACUUUCUUCUCCCAGGAGAACCUGCAGGCACAGGUUUCCCUGAUGGUUUGUUCAGCUCUCAGGAGAGUCGCCCACGCACACAUCUGCCUGGUGAGGAGGGCCAGUCAUGUCUGCAGAGGCCACCAGCAUCGGGCAUGGGGCUCGAGGCCAGCCGCGUCAGAUGUCGCCGCUCGUGGAGCUCCGGGCAGUGUUCUAGAGCUGCUGGGCAAAUCCUACCUCCAAGAUGACCACACCAACCUCACCCAGAAAGUCCUGUCCAAGGUUGGCAGGAACCUGCACAACCAGCGGCACCACCCGCUGUGGCUAAUCAAGGAGAGGGUGAAGGAGCACUUCUACAAGCAGUAUGUGGGCCGCUUUGGGACACCGCUGUUCUCUGUCUAUGACAACCUUUCUCCCGUGGUCACCACCUGGCAGAACUUUGACAGCCUGCUCAUCCCAGCUGACCACCCCAGCAGGAAGAAGGGGGACAACUAUUACCUGAACCGGACUCACAUGCUGAGAGCACACACGUCCGCGCACCAGUGGGACCUGCUGCACGCAGGGCUGGACGCUUUCCUGGUGGUGGGCGAUGUCUACCGGCGUGACCAGAUCGACUGCCAGCACUACCCAGUUUUUCACCAGCUGGAGGGGGUCCGGCUCUUCUCCAAGCACGAGUUAUUUGCUGGUGUGAAGGAUGGAGAAAGCUUGCAACUCUUUGAACACGGUUCUCGCUCUGCACAUAAGCAAGAGACACACAGCAUGGAGGCCAUGAAGCUUGUAGAGUUUGACCUGAAGCAAACACUUUCCAGACUGGUGGCUCAUCUUUUUGGAGAUGGGCUGGAGAUUCGCUGGGUGGACUGCCACUUCCCCUUCACUCACCCUUCCUUCGAGCUGGAGAUCAGCUUCCGUGGACAGUGGCUGGAGGUUCUGGGCUGUGGGGUGAUGGAACAGCGACUGGUCGAUUCAGCUGGAGCACAGGAUCGAAUUGGCUGGGCCUUUGGCCUAGGGUUAGAGAGACUGGCCAUGAUACUUUAUGACAUCCCGGACAUCCGCCUCUUCUGGAGUGAAGACGACCGCUUCCUGAAACAGUUCCGCCUGUCGGACAUUAAUCAGAAGGUGAAGUUUCAGCCUCUUAGCAAAUAUCCUGCGCUGACAAAUGACAUUUCCUUCUGGUUACCCACCGAGAACUACGCUGAGAACGAUUUCUAUGACUUGGUCCGCACCGUGGGAGGAGACCUGGUGGAGAAGGUUGAUCUCAUAGACAAGUUUGAACACCCAAAGACACACAGGACCAGCCACUGUUACCGCAUCACCUACCGCCACAUGGAGCGGACACUGUCCCAGAGGGAGGUCAGCCACAUCCACCAAGACAUCCAGGCAGCCGUGGUGCGGCAGCUGGGCGUGGAGGGCCGCUUUUGACGUCACCACACCAGGCUCCAGGGGCCGUGGAGAGAGGAAAAGGUGUGUUUGUAAGCUGGAGCAUCGGCCCUCGUCUGAUAAAUGGGGACUCAUAGAAAAUAAAGGGUCCGUGCUGAGAAA